CCCGACCGCCGGCCUGGCGCGCGGCUGCGCCCACCGGCUCCGCGCUGCCGCCGCCGACACCGCCACCGCCGCCGUCCCGCGGGCCUCCCAGGAUAGUGCCCAGCACAGCCUGCCGCGGCCCGUAGCCCUGGUGCGCCCCGGCCGGGCGUGGAUGGAGGGUGCCGCGCGCGCUGCCCGCUGCUCUGCGUGACGCGGGCCUCGCGCCCCGCGCCCACCAUGUCCUACCCGCAGGGCUACCUGUACCAAGCGCCCGGCUCGCUGGCGCUCUACUCGUGCCCCGCGUACGGCGCCUCCGCGCUGGCCGCGCCGCGCAGCGAGGAGCUGGCGCGCUCGGCGUCGGGCUCCGCGUUCAGUCCGUACCCCGGCUCGGCGGCCUUCACAGCACAGGCGGCGACCGGCUUCGGCAGCCCGCUGCAAUACUCCGCAGACGCCGCCGCUGCAGCGGCCGCGGGCUUCCCGUCCUACGUGGGCUCGCCAUACGACACGCACACCACCGGAAUGACUGGCGCUAUCAGCUAUCACCCAUAUGGCAGCGCGGCCUACCCAUACCAGCUCAACGACCCCGCGUACCGCAAGAACGCCACGCGGGACGCCACUGCCACGCUGAAAGCCUGGCUCAACGAGCACCGCAAGAACCCGUACCCCACCAAGGGAGAGAAGAUUAUGCUGGCCAUCAUCACCAAGAUGACCCUCACGCAGGUCUCCACUUGGUUCGCCAACGCGCGCCGACGCCUCAAGAAGGAGAACAAAAUGACCUGGGCCCCGAGGAACAAAAGCGAGGACGAGGACGAGGACGAAGGAGAUGCUGCCAGGAACAAGGAAGAGAAUCCGGACAAGGCUCAGGAUGGCACCGAGACCUCGGCCGAGGACGAAGGGAUCAGUCUGCACGUCGACUCGCUUACGGACCACUCGUGCUCGGCGGAGUCAGACGGGGAGAAACUGCCCUGCCGCGCCGGGGAUCCCUUGUGCGAAUCGGGUUCCGAGUGUAAGGACAAGUUUGAGGACCUGGAGGAUGAGGAGGAUGAGGAAGAUGAGUGCGAGCGGGACCUGACACCUCCCAAACCCGUGACCUCCUCGCCACUCACGGGCGUGGAGGCACCCCUGCUGAGCCCGGCGCCUGAAGUCGCUCCGCGCGGUGGCAGCAGUGGCAAGACGCCCCUAGGCAGCCGGACGUCGCCUGGAGCGCCGCCGCCCGCCAACAAGCCCAAGUUGUGGUCGCUGGCCGAGAUCGCCACUUCGGACCUCAAGCAACCAAGCUUGGGCCCGGGUUGCGUACCUCCGGGUCUUCCAGCUGCCGCCGCCCCCGCCUCAUCUGGGGCCCCUCCUGGAGGCUCGCCCUACUCAGCCUCUCCGCUGCUGGGCCGCCACCUCUACUAUACAUCGCCUUUCUAUGGCAAUUACACAAACUACGGAAACUUGAAUGCCGCACUGCAAGGCCAGGGCCUUCUGCGGUACAACGCGGCGGCCUCCGCACCAGGCGAGACACUGCACGCCGUGCCCAAGGCGGCUAGCGACGCGGGCAAGGCGGGCUCCCACCCGCUGGAGUCCCACUACAGGCCUCCGGGCGGCGGCUACGAGCCCAAGAAAGAUGCCAGUGAGGGCUGUGUGGUUGUUGGCGCAGGCGUCCAGCCCUACCUAUAGGAGGGCCAAGCUCAGCAGUGCAAGUAGGUGUCACAAUUGCUUUGGAAAAAAUAAAUAAAUAAAAGUCAGGAGGCCAUUCUCCUUCCCCGAGCUCAUACGUACACAGAUACAAACCCCAGAUGUGGAAAUCCGGACCACAUCUUGUGCCACUGUAAGAGAGGACGCACCUCGCACUUCCAACCCACAGACUCUGAGGACUGGACACAAGUUGUUGAGCAUAUGUGAAUUUAUUGGCAUAGUAUAGCUUCCCCAUGUUUGUGUGACUUUUGGAAACAAUCUGUUUUUUCUCAGGAUAUCUUGAUCACUUCAUUGCCACGGUAUAUAUUCUAUAGGCGUGCUAGGACUUGCUGUAAAAUUUAUUUGUAAAAAAAAAAUAAAUGUACACGGUAGAACUAACGUGAUUGAAGAACUCGAGUCCUUCAGAAGUGGAAACAAAUUUGAUAUUUAUUUUUAUAAUGAUAUAAAGCUUCUAGUAAUUUAUGCAAGUUGUAUUGCAAUGAAAUCUAAAACUUUUGUAAAUAAAUUCUGCCUGGUUUUUAUUUGAACAUUGCUGGUUAUACAAUCUCUGUUGGUUGUUUAACAUGAAUUCUCUACUAAUUUAUAUCUAAAACUGUAAAUAAAAACAAACUAGCCUACAAGAAAAUGGUGUUCAGGGCUCGUUUUUACUAAAGAGUGAUUUGGGUAAGGGUCCUAGUGGUGCCCCAGCCCCCAGGUGAUCCUAAGUCAUUUUUAAAAUGAAGAGCCCAGUGAAAUAAACUUC
Molecule: messenger RNA, 2401 nt
Organism: Alexandromys fortis (reed vole)
Lineage: Eukaryota; Metazoa; Chordata; Mammalia; Rodentia; Cricetidae
Gene: Irx2
Product: iroquois homeobox 2
Exons: 5
Coding region: 217-1641 (474 amino acids)
Biological process (GO): cell development; neuron differentiation; regulation of transcription by RNA polymerase II
Cellular component (GO): nucleus
Molecular function (GO): DNA-binding transcription factor activity, RNA polymerase II-specific; RNA polymerase II cis-regulatory region sequence-specific DNA binding
Source: RefSeq, a predicted model, not a curated record